AAAAAGUAAAAAUCUCAUUUCAAACUUCUGAACAAAAAUAAAAUAAAAGUUGCAGAUCGACGAGUUUCGAUCGUCUCUCUUCCCUUCCCUCUCUUCCUCGGUUCCACCAUCGCCUUUGGGAGCUCUCUCCCUCUCUCUCUCUCUGCAUCUACAUACCAUUCUGUACAAUUAUCGCCCCCAAUCUGGGCCUGGGGUGGAAGAAUAUCCUCCAGAGUUGGCGUUAUUUGAAGCUAAGAACGCGGGGUUGUGUUGAAGGACGCGGAUCUGAUACGAAACGGAAAUUGAAGCAAGAUGAGCACGGAUCUGGUGGCUGCGCGCACACAUGGGAAUUUGGACGAGCAGAUUGCUCAGCUCAUGCAGUGCAAGCCCUUGUCUGAGCCAGAGGUUAGAGCCCUAUGUGAGAAGGCUAAGGAGAUACUAAUGGAUGAAAGUAAUGUUCAGCCUGUGAAAAGCCCUGUGACUAUCUGUGGUGAUAUUCAUGGACAAUUUCAUGACCUUGCCGAGCUUUUCCGCAUUGGGGGAAAGUGUCCAGACACAAACUAUCUAUUUAUGGGAGAUUAUGUUGAUCGAGGUUACUAUUCGGUUGAAACUGUUACUCUUUUAGUGGCUUUGAAAGUGCGUUAUCCUCAACGUAUUACGAUUCUUAGAGGAAAUCAUGAAAGUAGACAGAUCACACAAGUCUAUGGGUUUUAUGAUGAAUGCCUGCGCAAGUAUGGAAAUGCUAAUGUUUGGAAGAUAUUCACUGAUCUGUUUGACUAUUUCCCCCUGACUGCUCUGGUUGAAUCAGAAAUAUUUUGUCUGCAUGGCGGAUUGUCCCCAUCUGUUGAAACCCUUGACAACAUAAGAAACUUCGAUCGUGUUCAAGAAGUUCCGCAUGAAGGACCCAUGUGUGACCUGUUGUGGUCUGAUCCUGAUGAUCGUUGUGGUUGGGGUAUAUCACCUCGUGGUGCUGGAUACACUUUUGGCCAGGACAUAUCGGAGCAAUUCAACCACACAAACAAUUUGAAGUUAAUUGCUAGAGCUCAUCAGCUGGUUAUGGAGGGAUAUAACUGGGCCCAUGAACAAAAGGUUGUCACUAUAUUUAGUGCGCCAAAUUAUUGUUAUCGCUGUGGAAAUAUGGCAUCCAUUUUGGAAGUUGAUGAUUGCAGAGGGCAUACGUUUAUCCAGUUUGAGCCAGCUCCAAGGAGAGGGGAACCUGAUGUAACCCGUAGAACACCUGAUUAUUUCUUGUAGAGCUGACUGUUGUUGACUCUGGUUGUCUGAAUGAUGGUCAGUUUGAAGUGCUUGCACGCUCUUUCUUCUGGUUUAAGCUUUACAAGUUUCUGGGUCCCUCGAAGAUAUGUGCAAGUGCGAAGAAGGCAUGUUGAAUUGAUAAGGUCCCGUUGCCUAUAUGCUAUACUCUAACCUACUAUAGGUCCCUGGAAAUGGGAAGUUGGGUUAGCAAUGCUUUCUGUAUCAUGUUCUAUAAUUCUUUUAAUUUUGUGCUGUUUUCUACCUUUCUUUUAAUAAUUAUUUUUCUCCUUUGUUUUUCUUUCUCAAUCACUGCCAUUCAAUGGACAGCGUUCUUUAGAAGUAUUGAGGAACUUCUAUCAGUUGCUUGAUCUUAUUAUUCUAGUGAUUAUAUCCUAAUGUCUUUCUUCUUCACCGCUAA
Molecule: messenger RNA, 1651 nt
Organism: Sesamum indicum (sesame)
Lineage: Eukaryota; Viridiplantae; Streptophyta; Magnoliopsida; Lamiales; Pedaliaceae
Product: serine/threonine-protein phosphatase PP2A-2 catalytic subunit
Molecular function (GO): protein serine/threonine phosphatase activity
Source: RefSeq, a predicted model, not a curated record